Messenger RNA from Gregarina niphandrodes, 703 nucleotides. RefSeq lists its product as hypothetical. The annotation marks the transcript as partial. The record is from RefSeq and is a predicted model, not a curated record. The transcript is spliced from 2 exons. Lineage: Eukaryota; Apicomplexa; Conoidasida; Eugregarinorida; Gregarinidae.
GUGGUCGAGGUGCCAUCUCGCACCACCCAGACAACUGGUUCCGUCACAAGUCCUGAGGUUGAGAGCCUGGUAUCACAAGCGAAGAAGAAGGGCGACCGGAAGCGCGUGUCGGCUAAAGACCCAGCGAGUCUUGUUUCAACGACAAAGACCACGGCGCCUAAACGAAAAAAACCACGCAAGGCGACGCCGAGCACCGCCACCCCAACCUCGGGCCUGUCCGGCACAACCUCGCCGACCCACCACCACAACCACAACCCCUCUGGACCUCGACCUACACCAAGACGCCAGCUUGCCCGAUGAUCUGUCUCCGGCCGGGCCCCGUCUGUCUCCGGCCGGGCCCCGUCUACCGCCGACCGGGCCCCGUCUACCGCCGACCGGCCUGCCGCCGGCCUUCGGAUCUGUCCCUACACUUCUCGCAACCACCGCCCAACCCCCAAAGGACUUGCCCGGAAUGUACACCACCAGAGUCUAUACCAGACCGCCACCCAUCACGACCACUACUACACCCACCACGACCAUGCCCACCACUACUACCAGGCCCGCCACUACUACCAGGUCCACCACUACUACCAGGCCCACCACUACUACCAGGCCUACCACUACGACUACAACAAGGCCCACGACUACGACCACCACCAAGACCACCACCGCGACUACUACUACCGCCGCUGUGCUGCAACCAACAACACCCUCUUCUACGACC